CAACGGUUGCUCAGCUGUUCGUUUCCCGCACUCUCGGUUGUUUGCAUCUGGCCGUUAAAAACAGUCGUUUUUGUCGGUUAGGGGUAGCUUGGGCGGACGUCAAGGGUUCAUUUUUCCACGUUCUUUGCGAAUUUUCCCGUUUUGUGAAUAUAUUCGGCUUCGGCGCGUCCCAAGGAAUGGCAUCCGUUAAAAUUCACCCAGAUCAAGAAAACAGGGUGCCAGAUUUGCGCCAAAAACAGUCGAAUAACGUAAUGGCUGCUCAGCAAAAGCGGCCCAUUCUGGGUGUAAUCGACAACAACAAAACCAACAAAGUCAUCCCGAAAGGAAAACAGGUUUCUAAGGUGUCUAAUCCGCUGAAACGGUCGACUUCGGUGAACGAGCGGGUCAAGAAUGCCCAGAACAACGAAAAUAAGAAAAAUUUGGUGGUUCCUGUGGCUCAGUUUGAGGCGUUCACGGUUUACGAGGACGAUGAUCAUCAGGCCCGGAUUGAUGAGAGGCUGCGGUUGAUUAGUAAGAGUAAUGUUUAUAAGGGGACGGCUGAAGACAGGUUUAUUACGAAGUCGGAGUUGGCGGAGAUUGCUAGGCAGAAGAACAUUGAGAAGCUGAAGGAGGUGGCCAAGUUGCCGGUGCUUGAACCAAAAUAUGAGGAUAUUAAGGAAGAGUCUGGAGUGGAGACUCCCAUGAGUAUUGAGAAGGUGAAUGAUGAGAACAACAGCCAGCUCGCUGAACAAAUCAUAAUGAAAAAUGCUCAUUCGAAAGACAUUUUCUUUGAAAUGGAGGAGUACAGGGAUGAUAUCUAUGCAUAUUUGAGGGAGCAUGAGUUACGACAUCGGCCUAAGCCUGGUUACAUCAUGAAACAACCCGACGUAACCGAAAAUAUGCGUGCCGUUCUAGUGGAUUGGUUAGUGGAAGUAACAGAAGAGUACAGAAUGCACACCGAAACCCUUUACCUGGCGGUGAAUUUCAUCGAUCGUUUCUUGAGCUAUAUGUCAGUGGUUAGGGCCAAAUUGCAACUAGUUGGAACGGCAGCCAUGUUUAUAGCUUCAAAAUACGAAGAAAUUCUUCCUCCAGACGUAGGGGAAUUUGUUUACAUCACUGACGACACGUACGACAAACAUCAGGUAAUCCGAAUGGAGCAUCUAAUUUUAAGGGUUUUGGGUUUCGAUCUAUCAGUGCCAACACCGCUGACUUUUAUAAACGCCAUUUGCGUUUUAACGAAGCAGAUGGACAAAACAAUGUACCUCGCUAUGUAUCUGAGCGAAAUUGCGCUUUUGGAAGUGGAACCCUACUUGCAGUAUUUACAAUCAGUUCUAGCAUCAUCUGCUAUAGCACUUGGCAGACAUACGCUAGGGGAAGAAGCCUGGGAUGAGACUUUACAAAAGAGGGCAGGCUAUAGCCUGAAACAAUUACAGUCUUGUAUUGAAUUCUUAUAUGACAUGUUUGUAAAAGCACCUACACAUCCGCAACACGCCAUUCAAGACAAGUACAAGUCUAUGAAAUACAUGGGCGUUUCAAAAAUUGCCCCCAGGAAUGAAAUGAUACUGUUUGACUAAAUAAGACUGUCUACCAUGUAGAAAAUUUGCCUUACAUUUUGGUCUUUUUUUUAUUUUUGUUAGAAAAUUAUAUUAAUUUGUUUUUUCUUGAGCUUGUGUGCGACCUCUACUAUAAAUUACUUCCACUUUCUACUGUUUGCUAUAUAAAAUUUACUAGUGUACUUUUAUGGAUCGGAAAUUCCUGACUUUUAUAUUUUUUGUUGUUUUGUGUAGAAACUUCUUUAAUAGUUUCUUAGACGACUUUUUUUGUACAGUUUAUUUAUUUUUAAGUAUUAGUUAAGCAAUGCCAUGUAAGGACGAGCACCAAUGAAUUUGCCAUCUCAAACAACUUAUAACGUUUAUAUUUAGACAAUAUUGUUAGUACCUUUCGAAAUUUUUGAUAUUUUUGUACGUUCGCAAUAAAAA
This is a messenger RNA of Zophobas morio, 1958 nucleotides long. Its product is annotated as G2/mitotic-specific cyclin-A. Bases 177 to 1553 code for a protein of 458 amino acids. Gene Ontology annotation, biological process: mitotic cell cycle phase transition; regulation of cyclin-dependent protein serine/threonine kinase activity. Gene Ontology annotation, molecular function: cyclin-dependent protein serine/threonine kinase regulator activity. The record is from RefSeq and is a predicted model, not a curated record. NCBI's taxonomy places the organism in Eukaryota, Metazoa, Arthropoda, Insecta, Coleoptera, Tenebrionidae. The transcript is spliced from 5 exons. Gene Ontology annotation, cellular component: nucleus; cyclin A2-CDK2 complex; cytoplasm.